GACCUCUAUAUAAAGUUAUGAAUUUGUUUCACGCGUGCGAAUAAACCAAGGAAGACUCCGGAGAAUAGUUGAAGCUCCCACCAUGGCAUACGUCGAGAGAGGUGUUAUCAAAGAUAAGAGAUCAAUAUGGCGACUGAAAACAAUCACAGACUUCUUCUGGGCCAUUAUCAACAUGAUUGGGGUCUUUUUUGCCACGAUGUUUUCGAUGGAGAAGUCUGAAGCCUACCGGAAAGGGUCCGGUGCCAGCAAGAAAUGGGACGGUGGUGGUCCAGGAGGUCCGGGAAGUGGCCCAUACGGUGGUGGUCCACGUGGGCCACCUCGUGGAUUAGAUAACGUUAGAGGAAUAGAUCACAGUGCAGCUCCUGCCUGUGGCUCUUGCUGUGGAGGUUAAUCGAAGCCGCUUAUGAACCAUAACAAUGAACCGGGUGCAGUUCCAUGAUCAGAAAAAUUGCUGUGUGACAGUUUCAGUUAUCAAAAAAAUUUGGGAGUUUCAGUUUCCAGUAUAUAGCUAAUAGUUACUCAAUUGACAUGUACUUGUUAUUUAUCUGUUUUGUGUAUUGAAACUUUCUUCUCAGUGUGUUGUUUGCUUUCAA
Messenger RNA from Salvia hispanica, 593 nucleotides. RefSeq lists its product as uncharacterized. Lineage: Eukaryota; Viridiplantae; Streptophyta; Magnoliopsida; Lamiales; Lamiaceae. The record is from RefSeq and is a predicted model, not a curated record. Gene Ontology annotation, biological process: endoplasmic reticulum calcium ion homeostasis; calcium ion transport. Gene Ontology annotation, cellular component: endoplasmic reticulum membrane; Golgi apparatus.